Myotis lucifugus (little brown bat) is the source of this 999-nucleotide messenger RNA. RefSeq names its product BCL2 associated agonist of cell death (gene BAD). The record is from RefSeq and is a predicted model, not a curated record. Bases 165 to 671 code for a protein of 168 amino acids. Gene Ontology annotation, biological process: apoptotic process. The transcript is spliced from 4 exons. NCBI's taxonomy places the organism in Eukaryota, Metazoa, Chordata, Mammalia, Chiroptera, Vespertilionidae.
CAGUGGCCCCGCCUCCUGACCGGCCCUGGUGACAUUUCCAUAACCGAUUGGGUCUCGUCGGUGACAGUUCCCGUCGCCCAGGCAACUAGAGCCGGGCUCCCUCCGGGCUAGAGGGAGGCGCAGGCUCGGGUCAGGGGCCUCGAGAUCGGGCUUGGGCCCAGAGCAUGUUCCAGAUCCCAGAGUUUGAGCACAGUGAGCAGGAAGACUCCAGCCCUGCAGAUAGGGGCCUGGGCCCCUGCCCCACAGGGGACCAGCCCCCAGGCCUCAACAAGCACUGGAGUACGGUCCCAGGUCUCCUGGGGGAAGCUGGUCACCAGCAGGGCCAGCCGGCCAGCAGCAGCCACCAUGACGGCGCUGGGUCUGUGGAGCCGCGGAGUCGCCACAGCUCGUACCCCACGGGGACCGAGGAGGAUGACGACACCGAGGAGGGGGAGCCCAGCCCCUUCCGCGGCCGCUCGCGUUCAGCGCCCCCAAACCUCUGGGCAGCACAGCGCUACGGCCGCGAGCUCCGGAGGAUGAGCGACGAGUUCCAGGGCUCCUUUAAGGGUCUCCCUCGCCCGAAGAGCGCUGGCACAGCAACGCAGAUGUGGCAAAAGUCCAGCUGGACGCGCUUUUUCCAGUCCUGGUGGGAUCGGAACUCGGGGAGAGGAGGCUCCGCCCCCUCCCAGUGACCUUCUUUCCCACGCGGAAGCGCCCCUGCGCGCCGCCCGGCGGCCAUCUUGGGUGUGGGCGGAAGUCGCCUCCGCAGAGGAUCCGGUCUCCCCGUGUCGGAAGGAGGAGUCCUGACCGGAGCCGGGUUCCCUUCCGGUGUGUGCGGGGACUGCGGAGGCUCCCACUCAGCGGAAGUUUUGAAGUUCCUCCGCCCUCAGCCGCUGGAAGUGGGUUGCCCCCGGCGCCCGCGCCAAGUUGCUGGUGGGAACCCCCAGAACCCUCUCCUCGCGGUGACCCCGCGGCUGCCGCUCGCCACGGAAUGUGCUAAUAAAGCCCCCAUCUACGCCG